This is a messenger RNA of Cladophialophora psammophila CBS 110553, 582 nucleotides long. RefSeq lists its product as uncharacterized. The record is from RefSeq and is a predicted model, not a curated record. Gene Ontology annotation, molecular function: protein homodimerization activity; structural molecule activity. Gene Ontology annotation, cellular component: ESCRT II complex. The coding region runs from base 1 to 582 and encodes 193 amino acids. Gene Ontology annotation, biological process: protein transport to vacuole involved in ubiquitin-dependent protein catabolic process via the multivesicular body sorting pathway. NCBI's taxonomy places the organism in Eukaryota, Fungi, Ascomycota, Eurotiomycetes, Chaetothyriales, Herpotrichiellaceae. The transcript has a single exon.
AUGGCGUCUGCUGCGCCUGGCCAACAACAGCCAUCACAUGAGGACCUCCCAGAAUCGGUCUUCAGAAAGAGUUACAAUUUUCCGCCUUUCUUCAGUCCCCAGCCCGCCUCUUUAACGCGACAGGCCCAACUGAAAAAAUGGUCCGAAUUCAUCCAGCGCUACUGCCGACAUUACCAUCUUUUCCAACUCUCGGUCAUCGACACCCUUCAGAGUCCGCUAUUCUAUAAUGCGAGAUUGAAAAAGGGACUCAGUCUAAAGGAUGCAAAGGCUGUGAUAGAUUACAUGGCUAGCAAGGACGGUGACGAGAGAGCUGAAUGGCGUGGCCCUGACAAGUCAGUGGCUUGGAUUUGGUGGCGGAAACCCGAAGAGUGGGCGACCCUCAUCGCGAACUGGGUGGAAGAAACUGGUCAGAAGGGCACUGUGUUGACACUUUAUGAAUUGGUCCAGGGUGAAACUACGGAGAAGCAGGAGUUUUAUGGACUGGAUACAGAAGUGCUGCAAAAGAGCCUCAAUACGCUGGUCAAGAAGGGAAAGGCGCAGGUAUUUGGAUCAGAGGAUCAGCAAGGUGUCAAGUUCUUCUGA